Molecule: messenger RNA, 804 nt
Organism: Nannospalax galili (Upper Galilee mountains blind mole rat)
Lineage: Eukaryota; Metazoa; Chordata; Mammalia; Rodentia; Spalacidae
Gene: Wdr38
Product: WD repeat domain 38
Molecular function (GO): protein binding
Source: RefSeq, a predicted model, not a curated record
AUGAACAGCUCGGCCUCAAGGACGCUGGCUGUGGAGAAAGUGAGAUUGUUCGGUCAACACCGCGGGGAGGUCAACUGCUCUGCCUUCUCUCCUGAUGGCAGGACCCUGCUCACAGCCUCCGAUAAUGGUUGUGUGUAUAGCUGGGAGACCAAGAGCAAGUGGCUGCUCUGGAGACUGGAGGGCCACACGGGCCCAGUGAAUUUGUUGCUCCUCCCCGACAGCCACCUCUUUGCCAGCUCCUCCUGUGACUGUACCAUCUGCCUGUGGGACAUAGCCAGAGUCAAGUGUCUGCAUGUGCUGAAAGGUGAGCUGGCUGCUGGGAGUCACACAGCCAGGUCUGUCAGCUUCAGCCCAGAUGUAAAGCAGCUGGUCUGGGACAAGAAAGAGAUGCUCUGGGAGGUGCAGUGUGGCCACAAUCUGCACCUCUUGGUUGGGCACCGUGAUGUCCAGAGCAGUGACUUCUCCCCUACUGCCGACUCACUGACCACUGGUUCCUGGGAUUCCAGCACCAUCUGGGACCUGUGCAUGGCAACCCCAGCUGUUUCCUACCAGGAAUUGGAGGGCCACAAUGGCGACAUUAGCUGCCCGUGCUACUCAGGAUCUGGCCUCUUGGUAUCUGGCUCCUGGGACAAGACCAUCCGCGUCUGGAAGCCCACAAACAGCAGCCUGCUCCUCCAGCUCAAGGGCCACAGCACCUGGGUGAAGAGAGCCUUUUCCCCUGAUGAGCUGAAUCUGGCCAGUGCUGGCUACUCCCACAUGGUCAAAGUCUGGGAUUGCAACACAGGAAGUGCCCUGAGACCUUGA